Ictalurus furcatus (blue catfish) is the source of this 2004-nucleotide messenger RNA. Its product is annotated as keratin, type I cytoskeletal 18-A-like. Gene Ontology annotation, molecular function: structural molecule activity. Bases 83 to 1366 code for a protein of 427 amino acids. The record is from RefSeq and is a predicted model, not a curated record. The transcript is spliced from 9 exons. NCBI's taxonomy places the organism in Eukaryota, Metazoa, Chordata, Actinopteri, Siluriformes, Ictaluridae.
ACUCAUCCCUCCACCAGCUUCAUCCCUCCAUCAGCUUCAUCCCUCCAUCAGCUUCAUCCCUCCAUCAUCAAGUAGUGAAGACAUGAUGACAUCCUCGUCCAUGCGGAAUUUCUCGAUCGGCAGACAGCCGUCCUUCUCCAACUUGUCUCUGAGAGACAGCGGCCGUGGCCGAACCAAAGCAGCCGUCUCGUUCUCCGCGGCCAAGCCCCUCUCCCGUGCUUCCUCCAUGAGCCUGGCCGACCUGAACAGCCUCUCCAACCUGUCGCUCAACGGCCUGGGCAACAGCACCAACGAGAAGGAAGCCAUGCAGAGCCUCAACAGCCGUCUGGCCAACUACCUGGAGAAAGUGCGCUCUCUGGAGAAGUCCAACGCCGACCUCGAGCUCCGCAUCAAGCAGCUCAUGCUGGAGAGGGUUCCCAAAGGCCAUGACAUAGACACCAUGUUGUCUCAGGCUCACGCUCUGGAGCACGAGGUCAGGAAAAGGACUCUGGAGAACGCUCGCAUCAUGCUGGAGAUUGACAACGCCAAGCUGGCUGCAGACGAUUUCAGAAUCAAAUGGGAAACUGAGAGUGCUAUGUGUCAGUCAGUGGAGAGGGAUUGUGUGGCUCUGAAAAGGGCCAAGACAGACCAUGAUCAGAUCAUCGCUACGCUACGAGGAGACCUGGACAGCCUGAAAGAGGAGCUCUACUUCCUCAAGAAAAACCAUGAGGAGGAGUUGGACAGCCUGCGGGCACGGGUAGCCCAGGAGGACGUCAAUGUGGAGGUGGAUGCCGCUCGUGGUCCCGAACUCGGAUCGGUGCUGUCCGAACUCCGAUCUCAGUACGAAGGCAUCGUUCGGAAGAACAAAGAAGAGGCGGAGGACUGGUACCGCAAAAAGCUGGAGGUGGUGCAGACAGAGGUGCGCGAGAGCAACGAGGCACUGCGAGGGGCUCAGAGCGAACUCACCGAGAGGCAGCGCUUCCUGCAGACCCUCGAGGUGGAACUGGAGAGCCUCCACAAACAGGUCGCCGCCCUGGAGGGGAACCUGGGCGAAACGGGUCAGAAGUAUGCUAUGGAGAUGGAGCGCCUGCAGGCCACGCUGACCCAGCUGGAGGAGGAUCUCUCUCAGCUUCGGCUCGACAUGCAGCGCAAUAAGACCGACUACGAGCAGCUCCUGCGCAUCAAACAGAACCUGGAGCUGGAGAUCGCCACCUACAGGCGCCUGCUGGAAGGAGAGGAAGCUGUUAAAGAAGUCCUUCCACCUCCUAAGAAAGAGCCUGAUGUUCGCACCAGGAAGAUCGUCAAGGUGGUCACUCAAACCAUGAUCAACGGGAAAGUGGUGGACGAAUCCAGCGAGGUCGAACAAAUCGAAGAGUCCAAGAAGUGAGAAUCGGGCUCCAAAAUAAAGCUCCCAUUGUUUGUAACACAUUAACCCCCCCCCCCCCCACAGGGAGGCCCCGUGAAGGACUCUCGCGUUUCGGUUUCAGACCCAUCAAAGCCUUUCAGACAGAUCAUCUUUCCUGCCUCUUUCUCCAGCUACACAAAGAGGCCACAUUGCUAGAGUAGACAGAUAUCUGCUUCGGCGCUGUACACGGGAUAAAUCCUUCCUUUGUUCUUUAGUGUUUUUAUCGAAAAGAAACAUCCUUUUAUUAUUUUCUCAUUUUUCCUGCUUGCUUGCAACUUGAGCGUUUCUUCUAGGAUUAGGAAAGCAGCAUGAAAGUAGCACUCUGUGAUCUGUAAACAAUGUAAACGACCGAUAGCGUAACGAAUAAAACAAACGGAAAUAAAAUACCGCGUUCACAUCUAGUCAUUGGUGUUUUUCCUCAUUUCGUAAUGCCGUUUGGGUUGGAUAACGCUCCAGGAGUUAAAUAACGUACAUAACACGUGAUGUUUGAAAGACGAUGGGAAUUACACCACUGAAGAAAAUAUUCCCCGAUGCUCAAGCAGCUUAACGAAACAAUUUAAAGAGCAUCCUCAUGACCCCUCUUUAUGUACAUGUGCUCUGUUUAACCUUCAAAUCCCAUC